CAUAAUAUCCCACAUCAUUUUUGUUCUAAACGAAUUCCUACAACCAAAAGUGUCGAACUAUAAAUAUAAAAUGCUAUGAUGUAUAUAACUAUGUGCAAUAUUUUUGUCCACAGCAUUUGCUGAUUCAUUGCUGAAAGCUUCAUAUUUUAAUUUGCUGCUUCAAUGUUUCUGUGGAGUGUGCUUCAUGUAACUUACAGCAUUGCUUUGUGUGGUUAUAGUAACACCUACAGUCACCCCAUCAGUUUCCCUAGCUUCCACUCAAGGUACUGCAGAUGACAAAAAUGGACCAGAAAACUCAAGCACAAGCACCUCCGACUCCCCACGCACCUCCUCCACCAUGAACACAACCUCACCCCCACUCACAACCAGCACAGCAACAGGCAAUAACGACACAGGCACACCCGCACGCAACUCCAGCCAUUCAAACAUAACCACAGCUGGAGCAGUAUCAGAGAUGAACAUAACAGGCUUUCCUCCAAGCACCCCCUUGCAUCAACACCAAUCACACACAACUUCGAAUGAACGAGAGAAUUACACGACAGGCUUACCCACAAGGACCCCCUCGCAUCAUCACCCAAAUACAACCGUAACCGUGACUACAGCAGAAAACUCAAGCACAAGCACCUCCGACUCCCCACGCACCUCCUCCACCAUGAACACAACCUCACCCCCACUCACAACCAGCACAGCAACAGGCAAUAACGACACAGGCACACCCGCACGCAACUCCAGCCAUUCAAACAUAACCACAGCUGGAGCAGUAACAGAGAUGAACAUAACAGGCUUUCCUCCAAGCACCCCCUUGCAUCAACACCAAUCACACACUACUUCGAAUGAACGAGAGAAUUACACAGCAGGCUUACCCACAAACACCACCAAGCAUCAACACCAAUCAUACACAACUUUGAAUACAACAGUAGCAGACAAUAACACAACAGCCUUGCUCCCAAACACCACCAAGCAUCAACACUCACGUGCAACCGUAACCAUGACUACAGCAGAAAACAUAAAAGCAAGCAUCUCUGACUCCGCACGCACUUUCUCCAUCAUGAACACAACCUCACCCCCACUCACAACCAGCACAACAACAGAGACAUCCCCCAAGUGCAACUACACCCUCGAAGAAGAAAACGAUACUGUGACAGUGAAAAUUGACAAGAAUGACUCAGCAGUCAAAUACAAGAUUAAAUUCACAGACACAUCAGAUGGAAGCAGUAUAAAAACAUGGCCAGAAGAGUCUUUCCCAAUAUCACUUAAAUCAUUUAAGCCUUGCCAAAAUUACGCUGUCACUCUUACUCCUUCCUGUAACCCCACGACUGGAUUUUUUAAAACAAGAGAAUUAGUUGACUCAGAUGUAAACCACACGUUGAACAUAACUGGGGCAAAAGUACAAGUGUGUUCUGAGACCAAAUGGGAUUUGAAUAAAUGUAUUGAUCUCGAUACCAGUAUCUCCUGCACUGACUAUAGCGUGACUUUUAAAGGAGAUCCCUGCAAGAAAUCUAUCCCUUUCACACUUCCCCCAGUAAAGCCUGUUAUUAAUUAUACAAACGAGUUCCCUACGAAAUUACGUUGGGACAAUCAGCCUUCAAACUGCCUAAAAGACCUCACAUACAACUGCAAUGGUUCAGCAGUUGCAGAUUUUAAAGAUUUGAAACCUAUUCAUAAUCAUAACUGCACUGGGACAUAUGAUUAUGGGAAUGGAACAAUUACAAGUGAUCCCGUCCCAGUUAAGAUUGAUUGUGAUAUAGUGAAUGAGCCCAGUCUCUCUGUAAGUCAUAAUAGCAUUCAUGCAUCCUGGCAAUUGGAUAGCGAGAACUGUCCAUCGAUUACCACAGACUUCACCUGGGAUGUAACGUGUAAAAAUGGUUCCACCAGCUAUUUAAAAGGGCACUGUACCAAGAACUCCUGUGAAUUUUCUAAUUUGAAAAGUUUUACGGUAUAUACUUGUGAGUUUGAAGCGGCUUAUGAAAACAAACCAUUUAAUACCACUACCAAAACUACAAAAACCUGGCCUGGACAACCGUCUUACACAAAAGGUCCAACAACAAAAGUUGAAAGCCAUAAUGCUUUCAAAGUGAGCUGUUCAAUCGACAAUUGGAAUGGUGAUCCGGGAAAGAUCUUCGCAGAGCUCUACAUUAAUGAUCAUCUGGAAGACAAUAAAACAGACUGCAAUGGAAUGAGUUGUGAUUUUCAUUUCACAAACCUCUACUACUCAACACAAUAUACAAUUAAGGUGUAUGCCCAAAAUGGUAAUGGGAACAGAACAGUUAUCCUUGAUGUGGAUCAUUCCAGUAAAUCUGCUGCAGAUCACAAAACUGGACCAGGCUUUGGGGAAUACUACCGGGCCCGGGACCCUCCACAGACAGCCUGGGACGCUCCACAGCAUGCCCAGCAGCCCCAGGACAUAUACACUUAAUCCCUGGGACCACCUGGGCCCUGGGAUAACCGAUUGGAUUUUUAUUAUAUUGGAUUGUUAUUCCUGCAAAACUUAGAAUGUAAACUUUAACCUGGGAUACUCCACAGCUGGCCUGAGAGCAUCCAAAGCCGGCCUGAGAGGCCUCCACACUGGCCCGGAAGCCUCCAUAGCUGGCCGGGGAACAUACACAGCAAGCCAAGCAGCCCCGGGCACACACACACUUAAGCCCUGGGAGCAGUAACUUGUUGAAUUCUGCUGCACAAUGAAAGGAAGAGCAGACAUUGAAGGAUCAAAAAGCAACGUUCCUAUGAACAAUGUAUUUGGGCUCCUUGUAAAGUGGAAAUUCUAAGUUGGACUGCUGAAUGUUGAAAUUGGGAGAAGUCACCACUGCUGGUGCACUUUCACCAAAUUUUCUACAUUAGUAAAAUCACUGUGUUAACCCAAAUAACUCAAAACUCUCUAAUUUUGAAAAGGAUACAAGAGUGCAUUUGGGUUUCUUGUAAAGUGGACAUUCUAAGCUUUACGUUGAUGUGACAUUUGUGCAUUUUUGUCCAGUUUAGCAAGAAUCUGAGAGGGUGCUGCGCAUCUCAUAGAGGCAUUCAGUCCUAAUCCCACAGAUGGUAGCUUCACACCAGUGGCUCCUCAGCCAUGCACACGUACCAAAUGUCUGAACCUGUGGUUCCUCUCAUACUGAACAGGAUCACUAUUGCAACAACACAUCAUCAGCAGGGUAAAACUAACCUGUCUCACGAUGGUCUAAACCUAGCUUACAUUCCCUGUUAGUGGGUGAACAAUCCAACGCUUGGUGAAUUCUGCUUCACAAUGAUAGGAAGCACCUGCAUUACACUUUGACAGGUAUACCACACCAGUCAAACUCCCCACCUGUCACUGUCCCCGGAGCUUGGGAGCCAGAAGCGAGAACCCAUCAGGGUUCACCUCUCCACCUCAUCAGUCCAGUUUUGCAUGCCAUCCUCUUCAACACACCAAAGGACAUCAUCGUGGACAAAGAACUGAAAUAAUUUGAUUGUGGCAUCCAGGCGAAGUCAGCAACAUGGCAGCAGGUACCUCUGCAUGUUUCUGAUUUGAGGUUACUGUCCUCAACAACCUGUGCAGUAUUUACAUUUACAUUUUAUGUUAUAGUUUGUUGUUCUGCUCAUCCCUGAUGUUUUAUUUUUUUGUUUUUGUAAAUAUAAUGGUCAUGCUUUAAAACUAAUCAGUGACUAUGAUGUCUUCUUCAUUGAUUUGAACGUCCCUAAACACAUCAUUAGUUCAUAUCAAAGUAAUCAAUAACCCAGGUAUUACGACAUGAUUAUCCAUGUACUUUUGUACAUGAAUUACCCCAAUACUCAAACUCUGGUGAUAUGAGAUGCAGCCAAAUAUCAAUUGAGGAUGAUUUUAUUGUCCUUGUAUCAAAAUUAAGGUUUGAACUGACCCAUAUUAGGAGCAGUUACAAAGCACUUUGAGGUCAUAGCAAGACUUCACAGAGUGGCAGAUGAUUCUUCUACUCUGUGGCAGAGUCACAUAAGGUCUUACAAAAAAGGUGAGACUUUCUUGCAUGUUUUGCACAAAAAAUGCUAUUAAGUAUGAGUUUAAAAAAAUUUAUUUGCUUCAACAUUAUUCAAAUGACUGUAUUAAGACUAUCAACCCUAAACUCUCCAACUUUGAAAAUGAUACAUCAACUUGUUCCAAUUUCCCCUCUGCCAACACUGUUUUCAAAUUUAGUAACAUAGCAGCAGGGAAAGUUCCAAAGUCCAUUGUUCAGUUUGACCAAGGUGUAAAGGCUCAUUAGUAUCUGUAUAGGUUGAAUGCAGGCCCAUAGGUCACUUGCGUAUGUCAUCCUCCAAAACUGCUGCUUCUUAAUUCAGUCCAGUUUUUUUUUUCAGUGUUUAACCAUGAAAUCGUAUCCAUCUUUCUGUUUCUGCAUGCUUCUUAUUUGAGGUUACUGGUCUCACCAACCUGUGCAGUGUUUACAUUGUUAUAGUUUGUUGUUCUGCGCAUUCCUGGUCCUUUUUAUUUUUGGCAAAUAAAAUGAUCAUGUUCUAAAACUCA
Ictalurus punctatus (channel catfish) is the source of this 4465-nucleotide messenger RNA. RefSeq lists its product as uncharacterized. The coding region runs from base 338 to 2416 and encodes 692 amino acids. NCBI's taxonomy places the organism in Eukaryota, Metazoa, Chordata, Actinopteri, Siluriformes, Ictaluridae. The record is from RefSeq and is a predicted model, not a curated record. The transcript is spliced from 26 exons.